AUGUACUACGCGCUCUGCGAAGCGGAAGCUGCUGAUAAGGGCGGGAAGGAAAGCCUGGCUAACUCUGCGGAAGCUGUCAAGUCCGCAAAGGAAGGGGCUGGAGUUGUAGCAGUCGGCUCACUGUCGAUUUCUGCCAAAAGCGGCAGCGGCAGUAUCCAGAGAAGCCGGAAGAAUGAAUACGGCGAUGGCUACAGCCAUGCCGAACUAUCACCAGCGUCACAGUUACGGUUUCGAGGUCUCCAUCCGAGGAGGCGCUACGUCGUUUCGCUCUGCACGGAAAGCAACAGCGGCACUCUUUCGAAGGUUACCGUUUCGGAGGCGAAAGCUCAUGCGGAGGCCCCCUUGAUCACGGAAGUGUCGGCGAUGCCAGCGGACCGCUCAGCCGAAGCCAUAUCCCUAGCGGUUGCCCUCGAGUCCUCGGGUCUUGUGCACUUCGCCGUUCGGCGUGCAGCCGACGGGUUGACCUCGGUGGCGAGCCGUGACCACACUAUCGUGUACAGGGGGGUGCGGGAAGUUAACGGGACGUCGUCGUCUUCUUCUGCGCCGCAACAACAACUUCCCCGAGGUGAUGCCGCGGCUAACGCGGGAGUUGCAACGGGCGGUGUGCUCGAGACCGUGGAGGGGCUCGAACCAAAUGCCACGUAUGAGAUAUUCAUAGCCACGGAAACCACCAACUCAAACGGCGUCUACCAUGCAAAGUCCGAGCCGGUCCUGGCUACCACCCACCCGGUGCCCCCGGUUCUCCUGGACGCUCGCGCCCAUGCGGCCGACGCAUCGUCUUCGGCUCUCGUCGUGGCGGUUUCACUUGCGUCCCUGGCUGAAGUGCACUACGCUUUGUUUCCAAUCCCAACGACGCCUGACGAAGAUGGACUCGUGGAAGACACCGCAAAAGCAACUCCUACCGGUGAUGAGCGUGCGUCCAAUGGGCAGGCUGACGGGGGUGGAGCGGCAGGAGGGGAGGUGCUUACCAGGGGUGGCAGUGGCGGCGAUGGAGCGUGUUCCGGCGAUGGUUGGGGGUCUAGGAACGGUAACGGAGCUGUUGAUGGGAGGAGGGACCCAUCCGCUCUGAACGAAACGCUUGGUAUCGUCGCCAGCGGCGUGAUCCCUUCGACGGCGACAGCCGGCAUGUUGCUCUCAGCUGCUGAAGAGGACGGUACAAACAAGCCGGUGGAGGUCUCGCCAGCGGGGGCUGCAGCUGCCACAGCAGUUCGAAGCAACGGGCAUCCCAGUUUGAUUACUGCUUCGAGAUCCUUGGAAGGCAGUGGUUUGGAAGUUGCGUUUCGUGUGGAAGGACUGCAGGCCGCCCAGGCCUACAGUGUUUGUCUCUUCACGGAGACGCCAAACUCCAACGGGUUGUUCGGUGAUGUCCAUGAGCUACGGCCGGUCUCAACGCACGCCCCCGUCCCAGAGCUAGCCUUGGAGAAGAUCGCGUGCGCUGUGGACUGCCCUGGACUGAAUCGCGACGCUUGUUGGCUGGAGGCGAACAAGUGCGGGGAAUGUGUCGACGGUUUCGACGGCAAGGCAGGGCAUGUCAACAGUCCAUGCGGCAAGGUAGCUUCUUUGACAGAGGAUGACAUAGCUCGCAUCACUGACCGGGAAAGGCGGAGGACGUCCGAAGGAGAACAAGCUAGUCAGUACAGCGAAGACCCUGAAAUUGGCAACGACGGCGGCAUCAAUCCUACGAGUGAUGUUGCGCCGCCGGAAAGAAAUACGAUAUUGGUAACCGAUGGUGGAGAUAGCAAUAGAAGCAUCGGUCGCCCUGCAGCUGCACCGUCGCAAUCGAGACUUUUGAUGGGGGUGCCGGUUGCGAUGGGGCCAAACCUCACCAAAUUUUUGUACGUCGAGGUGCCCGAAGACAACGAUACACAAAAAAAGGAGGGGUUUGAUGUUGAGAAGACGGCGGGCCGGCUUUGCGAGGAACUCCACACAGGAGGGGACGAAGGGAAGAUCCCAGCGUGUCUGUCGAGUCUUACGAUGGCGUUGAAAUCGAGGUUUGCCGACGGUCGCUUUCAUCGAGAAGACGAUCCCCAGCGCCCCGUUCUUCAGGUGGAGGUCGAUGCACCAGGGGGGGAAUCCCUGGCGUUCACUCUGCGCCAAGGGGAAGAAGAGGGAAUCGCCGUGGUCGGGUUCUGUCGCGACAACGAGGGAGUUCUCCCGGACGAGCAGGCGUGCGUUGUCACGCUUAUGCAAGAAAUGUCCUUGUGA
Ectocarpus siliculosus is the source of this 2205-nucleotide messenger RNA. The record is from the annotation of a GenBank genome assembly. Lineage: Eukaryota; Phaeophyceae; Ectocarpales; Ectocarpaceae.